Molecule: messenger RNA, 1830 nt
Organism: Effrenium voratum
Lineage: Eukaryota; Dinophyceae; Suessiales; Symbiodiniaceae
Source: the annotation of a GenBank genome assembly
AUGCCGCUCCCUGCGCCUUUGCGGAAACGGCGGGCCCCGGCCGCCCUUGUCUUCCUCGCCCUCGCCGGCCUCGGCGCGUCCGUUGCCUCGCUGGCGCCGGCGUGGUGGCGCCGGGGCCGCGCCAAGCGCCCGGGCAGCGUGGCGGAGGCGGAGCUCUUAGCGCAGCUGGCGCUGCGGCUGCAGCCCAAAGCUGAGCUCAAGGAGCUGUUCCGGCGCUUCCCGUCGCCCGAGAAUUGGGGCGGGAACUACCUGGAGCCGGAUCUGGCGAUGUACGGGGUGCUGCGAGACCCAGAGGCUGCGCUCUUCGUGGAGUACGAUGGGUAUUGGAGGCAUGCGGAAGAGGAGGGGAUCGCCUUGGACACUGCGAAAAACGCGGCGCUGCUGGCGUACGCGCCUGAGGGAUCCUAUGUUGUGCGCAUCAACCAUGCUGCGCUCGAGGACGUGCAGCCGCAACAAAACGUAGUGUGGCUCACAGUGGUCGCUUGGCGCAGCGGCGACCACACGUCGCUCCUGGUGACGUUGGAGGAUGUUCUGCGUCAGAUUCACUUGUGCUUGGGAGGCCAGAUCAUGUGGAAUCGACUGACCCAUGGUGUGGGGGAGGAAGGUGGGGCGCUGUCAAUCAGGGCAAGGGAGUUUUCAAUUUCAGCUGCUGCGCGGGGCAACAGCACGGAAGAGAUAGGACGCUUUCUGGCAAUGCGGGGAUAUGAUAUUGGAGAAAAAUGUUGGAACAAAGUGGGCUUGGUGAGUCUGAGCAUUGAAGAACAGCUGGAUCCGAUGCUGCUGUGGUUGGAGGAGCAAGGCUUGAGCAAGGUCCAAAUUCAGAAGGUGUUGGCUGGACAACCGCGCAUCUUUAGAUUAAACAUCGAGGACACCUUGAAGCCCACCGCGGAUUGGAUUCUUGGCUUGGGCCUGAGCCAGGCCCAGCUUGCAAAGGUCGUGGCUGGCUUUCCGCAAAUUCUGGGUUGCAGCAUUGAGCAGAACUUGAAGCCUACGACUGAUUGGAUUCUUGGCUUGGGCUUGAGCCAGGCCCAGCUUGCAAAGGUCGUGGCAGCUUUCCCUUCCAUUUUGGGAUUGAGCAUCGAGCAGAACUUGAAGCCUACAACUGAUUGGAUCCUUGGCUUGGGCUUGAGCCAGGCCCAGCUUGCAAAGGUCGUGGCCAGCAAGCCGCAAAUUCUGGGUUGCAGCAUUGAGCAGAACUUGAAGCCUACAACUGGUUGGAUCCUUGGCUUGGGCUUGAGCCAGGCCCAGCUUGCAAAGGUCGUGGCAGCUUUCCCUUCCGUUUUGGGAUUGAGCAUCGAGCAGAACUUGAAGCCUACAACUGGUUGGAUUCUUGGCUUGGGCUUGAGCCAGGCCCAGCUUGCAAAGGUCGUGGCCGGAUGUCCGCACAUUUUGGGUUGCAGCAUCGAGCAGAACUUGAAGCCUACAACUGGUUGGAUUCUUGGCUUGGGCUUGAGCCAGGCCCAGCUUGUAAAGGUCGUGGCCAGCAAGCCGCAAAUUCUGGGUUACAGCAUCGAGCAGAACUUGAAGCCUACAACUGAUUGGAUUCUCGGCUUGGGCUUGAGCCAGGCCCAGCUUGCAAAGGUCGUGGCAGCUUUCCCUUCCAUUUUGGGAUUGAGCAUCGAGCAGAACUUGAAGCCUACAACUGAUUGGAUUCUUGGCUUGGGCUUGAGCCAGGCCCAGCUUGCAAAGGUCGUGGCCAGCAAGCCGCAAAUUCUGGGUUGCAGCAUUGAGCAGAACUUGAAGCCUACGACUGAUUGGAUUCUUGGCUUGGGCUUGAGCCAGGCCCAGCUUGCAAAGGUCGUGGCAGCUUUCCCUUCCAUUUUGGGUUGA